CCAGUGGACAGGGAGAGACAGAGAGAGAUAGAGAGAUCAACAGCAAAGGACAGUGGAUGUUUUAGACGCGUUCAGAUGAAAGAAGAUUGAAAAGAGCAAAAGAAUGAGGUAAAGAGAAAAUCUGCUUUGGUCACUGUUAAACCUCUGAGCAUCAACACUGUGGGGAUUAACUGGAGGUGAAAGAAGACCAGCGCCUCUGCAGAAUGAGCUCUGCAGAAGGAGCUUGACUUGUAAACACAUCAUCACCAGCUCUUCCCACAAGGCAACAUGUCAUCUUCAGGAGCAACAAACCACAGCAAAUGUCUCUCAUGUCAUGAACCAGGAACAAUCAACGAACCAGGAACAAUCAACGAAGCAUUUGCAUGCUUAAAUGCUGGGCCAGAUCAUUCUCAGAGAGGUUUUGAUGUGGAGGCAGCCUCAAUGAAGCUGAGAGAGAGACAGCGAUUUUUUGAGGAAGUUCUCCAGCAUGAUGUGGACAUCUACUUGUCUGCUAAUCUUCUUCAUAUCAACAGCAGGAAACCUCCCAUGGACAGCAUCUCAUCACUGGAGGUUAACGUGGACAUCCUGGAGCAGAUGGACCUUAUGGAGGUCUCUGACCAUGAGGCUCUGGAUGUCUUCCUAAACUCUGGCAAUGAUAAUAGUGUUCUCAGAACUCCUCUACAGGAGGAAGACAAUGAAGAGUUGGAAGAAGGUGAUGAUGAUGGUGAGAUGGUUUUCAGACAGAAGCAAAAGCAAGCCAAGUCCAGAACCUUGUCCACCUCCUCAUUGUCCAGCAAAGGCGACAGUGACGGAGGCAGGGACACUCCAAUCAUCCAAUCAGAUGAGGAGGAAGUCCAGGUGGACAAUUUCCUGUUGAAUUCCACAACCUCAGCCAUGGAGGAGUAUGAAGAGGAAGAGGUGGAGGAAGAAUAAGGGGGCUAAUAUCCUUGACGGUUGUCAUACAGCCGACAUAUGUUUGGUGACAAAGAUCCUUGUGAAAAGGAUUUUUCAAGAGCUCUUUAGUGAAGACAAUGAUUCCAUAAAGAGCCAUUGAUACUCAAAGAACCAGCUGUAUGAUUACAUGGUUCUUUGCAUUGAGAUAUUGGUCCAUCAGAUCGAUGGGGAACGUGUCGUAUAUGCUUCUCUUUAGCACCAAUAAAUGGUUCUUCUAUUAUCACAAACUUGACUUCGUCACAAAAGCAGCAGAACCCUUUUUGGUGCUAUAGAGAACCAUUUUCAAAAAGCUUCUAUAUAUAAAAAUAUACAACACAUUGUCCAUCAAUCUGAAGAAUCAUCUUACCAUGUUAAGCAUGCAAAAGCUUCUUACGGUGUUCUGGGUUCUAAUGAUAUAAAACCAUUGUCUUUACUAAGGAACCCUUGAAGAACCACCUUUUGUAAUAAUUAGGCAGUUAUUUUUUGUAGGUGUGCCAUUGGCCAUUAAUACAUGGUGUUGGUACUGCAAAGUGGCACCGCAGGCUUUUGCUGCGUUUACAUUUUGAAAGAAACGUUAGUCCACUCCUCAUAUUGGUAUGUGACCAAAGACAAGGCGCAAAUGUUAGCAUGGUGACAGUGUUAAUAUAAAAUGAAUGAAUGAUUGUGUGGAUUGUUUAUUUCAGGUGUAAAGGAGGAUGCUCUACACUCUUUUAUUUGUGUUGUAUAAUACUGGCUUCAUCUGACAUAUAAGAACGAGAGGUUUGGCAUCAAUAGCUCCCAAAAGAAUCUAUAUCUAGUGUAUUACCUGCUGUAAUUGACAGCAAAACAUGAGAAAACAUUGACAAAACGUUCUGCUCACCACUGCAGUCUGUGGAUGAUGACUUCAGGUGUUAAAUAUGUUCUGACUGAUUAAUUACAUUUGGGGUUAGAUUGUUUAACAUUUGGUGACACUUUCUUUUAUAGUUUUUUUUAAGUUCUAGAUAAUUAUUUUAAUGGCAAGUUCCAUGGAAGUCUAACUUAGUAACACUGGAACACUGCCCAUAGUUUAUCCACCAAUCGCAAAUAGUGAAAUAACACUCCUCUUAAAGGUGUAAACGACAACCUGCAUGCCAAAUCUUGUACCAGCUAGACUGCUAAUUGGAGCUGCUGUAGAUGUUGAGUUAGCUAUGAAUAUCAAGAAGGCCCAUGAAGGACUUUGGAAUAUGGUGAUGCAGGAAGUAUUUAAUAUGAUUUUGUUUUAUUCAUAUGUAUUUUGAAAACCUGUAAUGGUCAUUCACUGUUUAAAGGGCCCAUAUCAUGUCUCCUGAUUUUUUUUUUUAGAUAGAAGAGUUUGACGUAGUUUGUACAUGAUUUGAUUUCAGUGUUUUUGUGAUGUCACAAGAACCAACACAAUUACAUAUAUCCACCUAUUCAACAGUUUAGCCCGAUCAUUAAGCAUACUGCAUACUUUAGCCCCGCCCAUUCACAAUAAAGUUAUAAGCACUGUUUUAGCCCAAACUUCUUUUUGAUUGUGGGACAAUACAAGGCACCAAUAAAACAGAACAUAUUUACAUAUAUCAAUCUUAAAGGCACAAUAACAAAAACAGCCUGUUUACAUGUAAAAGAUACAGAUUUUUUUAAGGAAAAAUACUGGCAGGCCAGCCACUCCUGGGAAGGUUCCUGGUAGAUUUCAAUGACUUUGUUUUGCAUCUGUGUUAGAAUCUCUGUAGGACGUGGCAUCUUGUGCUGCUUUUUGAGACCUUUCAGCUGCUUCACAUUGCCAGACAGGUUCUAUUUAAGUGAUGUUUAGACAAAGCAGGUCUAGCAGUGAUCAAUGCUGGGUGUGGCAGUGAAACUGAGUGAAUUUGGUUAACCGAUUGAUUUAGUAGCUAAGGGUGCAAUUACUUAAACACAUAGAGCUAGGUAGGGCUGAACAGCAUUCAAUAAAUCUAUAAUAAACCAUA
Messenger RNA from Pygocentrus nattereri (red-bellied piranha), 2855 nucleotides. RefSeq names its product dysbindin-like. Gene Ontology annotation, biological process: negative regulation of protein kinase activity. The transcript is spliced from 5 exons. Bases 268 to 912 code for a protein of 214 amino acids. Gene Ontology annotation, cellular component: cytoplasm. Lineage: Eukaryota; Metazoa; Chordata; Actinopteri; Characiformes; Serrasalmidae. The record is from RefSeq and is a predicted model, not a curated record.